This is a messenger RNA of Eruca vesicaria subsp. sativa (arugula), 390 nucleotides long. The record is from the annotation of a GenBank genome assembly. NCBI's taxonomy places the organism in Eukaryota, Viridiplantae, Streptophyta, Magnoliopsida, Brassicales, Brassicaceae.
AUGGAACAAGAAUGCAAAACUGCUGCUCCGAGUAAUACUCUCAGUGUUCCGAAGGAAUCAGUAAACGACCCCCAACUGGAUAUUGAUGUAGGAAGUGCUGAAUCAUCUAAGGAACUCUCACCAGAUAAACCUUGCGUAAAGGAAUCUCCACCAAAACAGGUGAUCUCUUUGGACAGGAAUCUGGGAUUUUCUACAGUUCAUGUUUAUCACGAAGAUGAAGAUACUGCCUCGGAUCCUGAUAAGGCAGAUGCUUCAGAGGAACCUUUCUUACUGGUCUCGAACCAAGAUCCAGAUGAGUUAAUCGAAGAAUGUAUCCCUCAUGGAGGAAAGAGUCGUUCAGAAACUCCGCGAGACAAAGGCGAGGAACUCGAGAUGAAAAACCUCAAGUAA